AUGGUUGUAGACGUCGUGGCAGAGAGAUUGAAGGAAGGGCGAAGCUUGGUGCCUGGUGCAGACGUCAGUGCCUGCGAGAUGCAUGAGGUGCGGGUGCUUGCAGCCGCCGUGUUUCGCGGAGUCGGAGCCGUAGGCGGCGGCGAGUGCUGCGGUCAGUUCAAAGGGUCGGUCAUACAGGCGAAGGGAGAGAUCAGUGGCGGAUGCCUCGAGCGCCGUUUGGAGGCCGUUCUUAGCCGCAAUAUUGCCGUCGUGCCAGUCGUUGACGAGUGA
Molecule: messenger RNA, 270 nt
Organism: Babesia ovata
Lineage: Eukaryota; Apicomplexa; Aconoidasida; Piroplasmida; Babesiidae
Exons: 1
Coding region: 1-270 (89 amino acids)
Source: RefSeq, a predicted model, not a curated record